Molecule: messenger RNA, 3831 nt
Organism: Ailuropoda melanoleuca (giant panda)
Lineage: Eukaryota; Metazoa; Chordata; Mammalia; Carnivora; Ursidae
Gene: PSPC1
Product: paraspeckle component 1
Exons: 6
Coding region: 167-1378 (403 amino acids)
Molecular function (GO): RNA binding
Source: RefSeq, a predicted model, not a curated record
UUGAACGUGCGGCUACCGCGGCUGGGAGUCGGAACUGGCAGGGCAGCGCGCUAGAAGACUUAGCAGUCUUCUCUAUUUUUUUUCUAUAUUCCAUUUCUGUAGGUAUAUACAGAGAUACAGCUGUAGUUCUAGAAUUAUAUCCGGUGUCUGAAGUUAAUUCACUAAGAUGAUGUUAAGAGGAAACCUGAAGCAAGUACGCAUUGAGAAAAACCCGGCCCGCCUUCGAGCACUUGAGUCCGCGGCAGGCGAAAGCGAGCCGGCGGCCGCCAUGGCCCUCGCGCUGGCAGGGGAGCCGGCGCCACCUGCCUCCGUGCCCCCAGAGGACCACCCCGAUGAAGAGAUGGGAUUCACCAUCGACAUCAAGAGCUUCCUCAAGCCAGGCGAAAAGACGUACACGCAACGCUGCCGACUGUUCGUGGGGAACCUGCCCACAGACAUCACGGAGGAGGACUUCAAGAGGCUCUUCGAGCGCUACGGGGAGCCCAGCGAGGUCUUUAUCAAUCGAGACCGUGGCUUUGGCUUCAUCCGUUUGGAAUCCAGAACACUGGCUGAAAUUGCAAAAGCAGAGCUGGAUGGCACCAUUUUGAAGAGCAGACCUCUCCGAAUUCGUUUUGCUACACAUGGAGCCGCCCUAACUGUCAAGAACCUUUCGCCGGUUGUUUCCAAUGAGCUGCUAGAGCAAGCAUUUUCCCAGUUUGGUCCUGUAGAGAAAGCCGUUGUGGUUGUGGAUGAUCGUGGUAGAGCUACAGGAAAAGGUUUUGUAGAAUUUGCAGCAAAACCUCCUGCACGAAAGGCUCUGGAAAGAUGUGGUGAUGGGGCGUUCUUGCUAACAACAAAUUUUUAUUUAAAAAACUUCAGACAUGAGGAAGAGCAUCGCCGCCGUGAGGAAGAAAUGAUCCGACACAGAGAACAGGAGGAACUGAGGCGACAACAGGAGGGCUUUAAGCCAAACUAUAUGGAAAAUAGAGAACAGGAAAUGAGAAUGGGUGAUAUGGGUCCCCGUGGAGCAAUAAACAUGGGAGAUGCAUUUAGCCCAGCACCUGCUGGUAACCAAGGUCCUCCUCCAAUGAUGGGUAUGAAUAUGAACAACAGAGGAACUAUACCUGGCCCACCAAUGGGUCCUGGUCCUGCCAUGGGACCAGAAGGAGCUGCAAAUAUGGGAACUCCAAUGAUGCCAGAUAAUGGAGCAGUGCACAAUGAUAGAUUUCCUCAAGGACCAUCAUCUCAGAUGGGAUCACCUAUGGGGAGUAGAACAGGUUCUGAAACCCCUCAAGCACCAAUGAGUGGUGUAGGUCCUGUUAGUGGUGGUCCUGGUGGUUUUGGUAGAGGAAGCCAAGGGGGCAACUUUGAGGGCCCUAAUAAGCGUCGUAGAUAUUAAACAUUCUUUCAUUCCUGGCUACUUAGAGAAAAAAACCUCAGUGGUAUGCCUUUACACUUUUACUUGUUACCUGGAAGAAAUGGUUUUAUUGUUAAUGUAUGUAGACUUUAAAGUUUUUCUUUUGUAAAACUUGAGGUUUUUGUAUUUUUCUUUAUUCAUACGUAAGCUUUGUAGAUUAGAAUGGUAAUGAUGAUGCUCAUCAUUGUGAAUGUAAAAAUGUGUUUGUGACUUUAGCUAUAUAUAAGUAUGCCAUAGAACUGUGAAGUCUAUGUAGUUACUUAAUCUCAAUAAAUCAUUUUGGAUAAUUUACACAUGUUAGUAGUAGUAUUCUCUCAUAGUUUUACUAAACUUUGCUGUAACAGUAAUACUUCGGUUGCUUUAAUUAAUCCCAACCAUUUAAAAAUGAAAAUGAUUUUCUGCUUUUUAGUUUUUGCAAGUAGCACUGAUGAUAGAAGCUUAAGGAAAGCUAAUGUCAGUAAGGGGUGGCUAGAAUAGUACAUUGGGGAGGGAUGUGGGAAUGGGUUUACAUUUGUAUAAACCAUUGAUGUUCUUUCUGUGAAAUCAGAGUUGCUGUCUACAUUUCAUAUAGAUUCUGAAUAUUCAAAUAUCCUGAGAAGGAAUAUUAAGGAUAUCUUUGUCCUGUGCUGAUUUUUUUUCAAAUAAACCUUUUCAAUCUUGGAAAAAAAAACUGUUUGGAGGCAAAUCUCUUUUGCUUAUAAAAUAAUGUCUAUUUUUAAUCUUAUCUGCCAUUAUUUGGUGUCAGUAUCUAGAUCUUACCCUUUAAAUUUUCUUUUAAAAUCAAACAAUACUUUUAGGUUGGAUGUUAAGUGAGGAUUUGGUGUGAUUUAGAAGAAAUUUGGCAUUUCUUGAGAAUGUUGUUUAUAGAAGUACUAAAGAUGGAUUAACUUUGCGGUGUUGUAAACAUCUUCCUAUAGUUUGGUAAGUCUCUCCAGUAAACUUGUCUGACAGGCUAGUUGUGUUUGUUUCCAAGGAAUGCAGUUCAAGUGGUGAUAAAAAAAAAUUAAUUUGGGACAGGGCUGAGGUCACUGGAAUCAGAUUAGAUCCCUCUACUGUCAAAUAUGUAUUUUGAAAUUUGAUUUUUGGUACUAGAAAAACUGAUUUUUAUCACAGUAUAAUUGUUAUUCUAAAACAAAGUCCUUGCUUUAUUUAAAAUUUUGUAUGUUAGCCGUGUUUAAUUUAAAAUUACAUUUAAGGAAUUAUAUAUUUACCUUCAACCACAAAUCUAAUGCAUCAGCCAUUGAUCAUAGCAUAGUUAUUUCUCACAUGACAUUUCAGUGUGUUACUGUAUCAUGCUUUUAGCAUUUUUAUGAAAAAUAUUCUGUUUUGAAAUGAACAGUAUGUAAAAGUUAACUCAUUUUUGCAUGGGGGGAUAUGUUUAUGCUGGAAGACAUACUUUGUAAAGAAAUAAAUUUGGUUAAUUUCAAAUCUUGCAUGAAAGCAGUUGUAAAGCAAAAUUGAGAUGCAUUCUUUUUAGCAUUUUUCUUGUGUACUGUUUCACAUUUUUUUAGAUACAGCUGUAUGGAUGGAAUUAUUUUCUAAAAUUCGCAGUAUUAAUAGGCUUUUGUUUUUUGGCAAAUCUUUGAAAACAUGAUUUGGAGAUUGUAAAUAAUAGUCAAAAAAGACUGUUCUCAUCACAUUUUCCACAUGUAUGAGUUGGCAGGGAGUGGAAUUUAUUUUAAUUAAUUGCAGUGUAGGGAGUUUUAACAUUAACUAUAGUUUUUAAAUGAUAUCUGUUGCACCUAAAUAUACCUUUCCCAUCAUCUAUAUUUUUAUUCAUAUAAUCCUUGGUAAUUGGUAGCAUUGUAUUUUGCUUCAGAGCUGAAUUAAGAGUGGGAAAAACUUGAUCCUUUGAUGUUAAUACCAAGCUGUCUUUGGCCAAGGCUGUGAAAUUCUGUAACAUUGAUUCAAGGACAUUUGAAAGCCAGUGCACAAAGAGAUGUCCUAAUCUCCUGAACAUUCUAGUGUCCGGCUCAACUCUGGCUCCAAGAACAGAGUUCUACACAGCUUUUUCCCUGCAUCAAGAAAAUCUUUGUUCCAGAACUUAUCAAGUUUACCCUGGGAACAGUCAGCUUCUGAGUGACAGUCAAGUGGAGCAUCUGUGAACUCCCAGUUAUUCAGUUUUUAGUGUUUUUGUGUAAACAACUUUGUGGCUGGUUCAGUCAAUAUUUUUUCUUGUGAAUUAGUAUACAUACUGGGGAAGAUAUUUGAAUGUCAUUUGCUUAAAAGCAGUAGCUAUAAAAAUAAAUAAUAGUAUUAGCUUUUAAAAAUAAGUGUGAAUUUGUCAUAUGGUACCAUAAUUCUUUCCAUAAAAAGGUAAUAUGAAAGUCUCAGAAUUAUAAUAUCACAGUACAAUAUUUCUUUUUCUGUGUCAUGAUUUUAGCUAUUGGUAUGUAAUUAAUGUACAUAAAAUAAAGGAACACUCGUUUCCCUAA